Molecule: messenger RNA, 5697 nt
Organism: Closterium sp. Naga37s-1
Lineage: Eukaryota; Viridiplantae; Streptophyta; Zygnematophyceae; Desmidiales; Closteriaceae
Source: the annotation of a GenBank genome assembly
AUGUGCGAAGACGCGGGUUUCGAGGAUGUUUCCGUCUGCCAUAACCCGGAUUACAAGGACCUAGCCCCGCGAAUCGCGGCGAACGGCACAACGCCUAAGCCCCGGGGAAACGACGAAUAUGGGGGAGUGGAAGAGGAGGAAGAAGACGAAGAGGAGGAGGAAGGGGGAGAAGACGGAGAAGGGGAGGAAGAGGAGGAAGGGGGAGGGGGGCGACGAGGGGACGGGGGGAAAGGGGGUGGUGCGCCCAGCAUGGUGUGGUCUGGGCGGGUGUUUGCGCUGCACGACGUGUAUGUGAACAACAAGGGGCAGGUGUUUAACUCCACGCACGUCUUUAACCCCAACGGCUGCUACGCUGAAGAUAAGUUUCACUACGAGGCAUGCACGCGCGUCUCCUCGCACGACUUGCUGGUCAACCUGCUGUUUCACUACGAGCCGGGCACGCGCGUGUCCUCGCACGACUCGCUGGUCAACCUGCUGGUCGUGGGGGCCACGCCCGGCGCCCGUCUGCCCUUCCACGAGAUUCUCGAGCUCGUGCCGCUCUUCCUGCCGCUCUCCCGCGUGCUCAAGAAGCACGGCAAGCCCGCCCUCGUCAUGCGCGGCAAGAAGCUGCCUCGAGUGGUGGGCAUCACCAUGGGUCGCAUGCUCUCCUUUGGCGAUGCGUCUCGCCUCCUCUUCGUGCGAACGCUAAUCCAGCACUGCCAGCAACCCAGCCCCUCUCUGUGGUCCAAACUGCGCACCUCCCACUUCCUGCAACCCUGGGGUCUGCCCCUCCUCAACCCUGACUGGUCCGAACGCCUUCCCCCCACCGCCCCCAAGGCCCUCUCUCCCCCUGCCGCCCUCCCCCCCUGGGAGACAAGUGGGGUGAAAGAGGUGAUAGUUCUCGAGCCACCAGCAACAGUCCAGGUGAAGGGAUUUGCAGAGAUUGUAGCAGGGCUGAAGGGGAAGUUUGGCGCCGAGCAUGUGAGGCUGGUGGGAAGGUUCCAAAGAGAUGACGCCAAAGAGUUGUUUCCCCGGGCGGCGCUGCUCGUCAGCAUCACGAGCCCGUUUCUCGUCAACCUCGCGUUCCUGCCGCCCCGCGCCGCCCUGCUGGAGCUCCGCCCGCCGCCCGCUGAGGUGGACGCGGUGAUCGCUGACUCAGUCGCCAGGCUGGCAGCGGCUUGCCAGAUCCAUCACCGCGUAAUUCGAGGAAGCUUCAUGGAAGGAGCACCAGCUGAUGGUGUGGGGAUAUGGAAAGGGGCUGAGGAGGGUACGGGGAAGGGUGCGGUGGAGUGGAGGAGCGGGGCUGUAGAGGCAGCAGCGAUGUUUUUGGCUCGAGUGGUCGGGAAAGCAUUAACAGCCGAUGAGAAAGUAGUGGAGGAGGCAGCUCUGACGGCUGCCGACCAGCGAAUGAGGGCUGCACAGCUGGCGCAGGCCUCCACCAGUAAGAAGCCGCUGAUUCCCGGUACGCAGAUCCAAUCUCCACAGUCCGCCGCCCAGUUUCGGCGCUGGCUGCGGUGCGUAAGUCAGCGGGGGCGGUGGGCGUACAACGCCACGCCGCGCAUCCUCCCUUGGGAGUACCUCGGUACCAUGAACCUGUGUGACCACCGGCAUCGGGACACCACUGGAGGACUCGUGACAAAAAAAGCAGAUAAGUAUGCGGUGGAGGACGGCGCGCCGGGCGGCUGGAGCGUGCGCGAGUCGCUCAAAUACGAGUGGAGAACGCCGCCCGGGAAGUGCCCGAUCGGGCCGCUGAGGCAGCUCGACGGGGAUAUGUUUUGCCGGAAAGUGGAGGGGAGGAAAGGUGGGCUGAAUGUGCUGUUUCUGGGGGAUUCCCUGGCGCAUCAGAUGGUUGACAGCUUCCUCAACGGCCUUCUGAGACACAUUCCCAAGCCUGCGGUUCACCAUCACUCCCUCGCUGCUAACACCGUCAAUAUAGUCACAGGCAAAUCAGACCUUCCCCCUGCCCCUUCCGCUGCUCCUUCCCCCUUCCCUUCCGCCACUCCCAUGACUGCUCCUUCCGCUGCCCACCUUCCCCCUUCGGAUAUCCCCCCUGCCGCUCCCCCCAUCCCCUCCGCUCCACGAACUUCCCCUUCCGCUUCCCCCAUCUCCCCCUCCGCGCUCCUAGGCGCGCUCUCCUCCCUCCAGUCAAAGAUAUCCGCGUUACAAGUGCUGGUUCCGCUAGUGGCACAAUCCGGCCCGUCAGAGGCGCUGCAGCAGCAACAGGAGGUGGCAGCAGUGGGAGUAGCGACGGUGAUACAGCAGGUGGCAGCGGCAGCAGUGGGGUUGCUACCGCCGCACCUGCAGGAAAAGCUGGUUGUUCCGGACAUUGCUGGCGCGGUUUAUGGCAGGGCAGGUGCUUCAGACGCGCCUGGGAAUGCGCAGCAGCAGCAGCAGCAGCAGCAGCAGCAGCAGCAGCAGCAGCAGCAGCAGCAGCAGCAGCAGCAGCAGCAGCAGCAGCAGCAGCAGCAGCAGCAGCAGCAGCAGCAGCAACAGCAGCAGCAGCAGCAGCAGCAGCAACACCAGCAACAGCAACAGUAUCAGCAGCAGCAGCAGCCGCAGCAGCAACAAGGAGAAGAGCAGCAGGAGUAUCAGUAUCAGCAUCGAAAUCCGUAUCAGCAGCAGCAGCAGCAGCAGCAGCAGCAGCAGCAGCAGCAGCAGCAGCAGCAGCAGCAGCAGCAGCAGCAGCAGCAGCAGCAGCAGCAGCAGCAGCAGCAGCAACAGCAGGAGGCGGGCCUUACAGACAACACCAACCAGCAAGAGGAGCAGCAGCAGCAGCAGCAGCAAGAAGAUCUGGUACCUCAGAUUGAGUUGUUGCGAAGGUUCUUAGAAGCUCGCAACCAGCAGCUGCAAGCACCCCAGGCGAACGAAAUAGAGGGUGGGACGAACGUGGCAGGCCCAGGAGACUCGAGAGAGGUGGAGACGGCAGGCUCGGGUGCUCUGCCUGUUGUUGAGUCGACUCCAAGCAUGCAGAGGCCAAGUCUCAGGGGGGUGUGCGGUUUGGAAAGGGAAGGCCAGGUGAACUGCAGUACGUUGCACGACCAAGGACUGCGGUGGGGUGCGGUGAUGGCAGGUGUGGACGGGGCUUUGGAGGAAAGAAGAAGGGAGGGGGGAGGGGGGCAUGGGGGUGGGGGUGAGAUGAUGGCAUGGGGUGGUGGUGACGUCAUGCAUGGUGCCGUGAAGGAGGAAGUGCAGGCCAUGGAUGACGUCAGCAUGGGUGGUGGUGACGACAUCAAUGGGACGCCCAUGCCUUUGCGAGGAACCUAUUAUGGGGCACCUGAUGUGGCACCUGACGUUACACCUGAUGACGCACCUGAUGGUGCUGCAUAUGAUGGUGGCGCUGGUGGUGGUGCCAUGGCAUGUCAAGCAGUUGUUGUUCCCACGGCUUCACAUGGUAACUGCGUGGUACCAAGUGGUAACCGCGUGGUACCAAGUGGUAACACCAGAGCAUCGCAUGAUAACGCCAUGGUAUUGUAUGAGAACGCCAUGGCAUCUCAGAGUACUGGCAUGCCGCCCAGUGUCAGCAUGGGUGGCGCAAGCAGCAGUCAGGGCGGCAGCAGUAGUGUGGGCGGCAGCGUUCUGGGCGGCAGUGGAAUGUGCGACAGCGUUUGGGGCGGCGGCAGUGUUUUGGGCGGCAGCGGCGGCAUGGGUGUGAGGAGAGGCAGGAUACGGGGGAGUAGAGGAGGGAUUGUGGGAGGGGGGAGGAAGGGGGGCGGCAGAGGAGGGAGAGGAGGGAGAGGAGGGGCAAGAGGGGGAAGAAUUUUACCUGAGGCAAGUAGAGAGGAGGAAGAGAGUGAGGGGCAAGUGGUAAGAAGAUCAAAACUUGGAAUUUCUGUGAAGGCUGAGAGUCAACUUGGUGGUGGGAGUGGGAAGGAUGAAGAAGAGGAGGACGAUGAUGAUGAGGAAGAGGGGGGGAGGAGCAGUGAAGGGGUGACACGUGGCGAGUUUGAAUUGGUGGAGCUGCAGGUCGACGAACUUCUAGCAGAGCACACUCUGUUCUGUGAGGUGUGUGGGAAGGGCUUUAAGCGCGACGCCAACCUCCGCAUGCACAUGCGGGGCCAUGGCGACGCCUACAAGGGUGCCACCUCCCUCUCUCGCCCUGCGCUCUCCGCCGCCCGCUCCGCCACUCACCCCGCCGCCCGGCCGCAGCGCUACAGCUGCCCAGAGCCCGGAUGCAAGCGCAACCAGCAGCACCCGGAUUUCCAGCCGCUGAAAACGAUUCUGUGUGUGAAGAAUCACUACAGGAGGACGCACUGUGCGAAGCAGUACACGUGCAGUCGGUGCGGCGUGAAGCAGUUUGCUGUUCUGGCUGAUCUGCGCACGCAUGAGAAGCACUGUGGCCGGUCCUCCUGGAAAUGCUCCUGCGGGUCGUCCUUCAGGUGGGUUCGGGUGGGUCCAGGCGGGCUCUCAGGUGGGUUUCGGUGGGUUCACCUCUCUCAAUUCACAGGCCGCCAUGCCGUUGCUGCCAACCCAUCAGACUUUGAGUCAACUCAAACCCCCAAACCUUCCCCUUCUUCCCUGUCUCCCCCCUUCCUCCACCUCUCCCCCCUUAUCCACAGCCACAAGGACAAGCUACUGGUCACCUCAAACCCUCUACCUGUCAACCCCCCUUCCCCUCCCCCCUCCUCUCCCCCUCUUUUUCACAGCCGCAAGGACAAGCUACUGGGUCACCUCUCUCACUGCACGGGCCAUCAUGCUGUUGCGGCCGGCCCAGUAAACUCAAAGUCCCUUACCCCACCCAUCCUCCCUCGGCCUCUCCCCAUCCCCCCCUAUCCACAGCCGCAAGGACAAGCUACUGGCCGCAAGGACAAGCUACUGGGGCACCUCUCUCACUUCACGGGUCACCACGCCGUUGCUGCCGGCCCCUCUGACCUCCCACUGCCCGCCCUCCCUUCCCCCGCCGCCUCCACGCCUGCUGCUGCUGUCGACGCUGCCAUCGCCGCUGCUUCUGCCGCUGUUUCUGGUGCUGCUGCUGGUGAUACUGCUGGCGGCAGUGGUGGUGGUGAUGGGAGCAGUAGUGCUGCCUUUGCUGGUUACCAUGAGGGGAACAGUGGGGUUGCCAUGGGAUUGGCUGGAGGUGGGGGGAGGGUAAGUGUUGGCGCCAGCAGGAGCAGCAGUGUGGUAGAAGCAACUAACAUGGCUGCCGGCGGUUCUCCUGCUGCUCCCUCUACAGUCACUGCUCCCUCUGCAAUCACAUCCGACACCAUGGCUCGCUACGCCGUCGUCGCCUUCGCUCUCCUCGCCCUCUUCGCCGUGUGCCACGCGCGGCCCGCACCACUCGAUGACGAUAUCACCGAUAACACCGUUGUCCCCAACCUCAAGGGACUCUCCCGGGAGAAGAUUCAGGAGCUUGCGUUGACAGAUCUGGCCGCAUGGGACGAGGAGGACAACGGCGUGAGUGCCGCUGAGGCUGAUAAGAUCGUUGUCGAUGAGGAUAACACCGUCGCUGCCACUGACGACGCCGCUGACGACUCCGACAAUACCGUGGCUGCGUCUAGCGAGGAUGUUGCCGACUCCGACAACUCCGUCGUCGCGUCGUCCGCGGAGGCUGCUGAUGAAGACAACACCGUGGCUGUUGCCGAGCCUGCUGACUCGGACAACACCGUGGCUGUUGUGGCUACCGAGGCUGAGGAUGACGUUGUUGCUGUGAUGCCUGAGGACAACGUUGCUACCGCUUCCGCCGCCAAGUCGACCGACAUGGGUAUUGCCAUGGUUGUGUAA